AUGUUGCAGUGCUUGGCGAACUGCAGAGACUUAUCUGUCAUUGGCACUUCGUGGUCUGUUCGCGAUCUAAAAUCUGCUUUGGGUGGGCAAGCAAAAAUUUAUUUGAGGCCCAUACAGAAAAAUCUCAGCACCAGAUCUCAAGAGCCUAAACUAAGUGAGUCUUUGUUGAAGGAGAAAUGCCGCUGGUGCCAGAAACCAUUUCUUUUCAGCGAGCUGAGGGAACAUUCCUCACAUUGCACAGGAAAUUUCUUUGGUGACAGUGACGAUGAUGCCACAGACCUCCCAGCUGUCAUGAGUGGAAGGCCUGACUCCAGCAACAAUAGCACUGAGUCUUCAUUGAAUGUUCCAAUUUCUGUUGCAGCACAACAGCCUGCGAAUGUACAUAGAGCGUCCAGUCUGCAGGUUUCUCAAGCUACAUCCUUGCAGUCUCCUUUACAGUCAAAUGGCACUCGAUAUUCAUCGAAUGUUCCAGGUUUUGUUGCAGCACAGGCGUCUGUAGAUUUACAUACAGCAUCCAGUCCAAAAUAUUCUCAAACAACCCAGCAGCUUCCUUUACAUCAAGAUUCCAUGGUAGCUGCAACUCAGCCUGCCAAUUAUGUCACUUCCCCAAGUAUUCAAGCUACCACCCAGCAGCUGGGAGGAGAGGCAGUUGAUGAUGCCAGGAGGAGUAUUUCAAAUCUUGAGGAUAUUUUAGAGCAAGUUGCUAUCAAAUGUGCAGACAGUGGGAAUCCUGUUCAGAUGCUUCAGUGUUUACAGGACUCUGUUGUUGUUGGAAGGGCUUUGGAAAUUGUAAAUGUUUCAGAAAGUUUGGAGGGAGAUGUCAACUAUAUUCUUGUCAACAGGUACAAUCUGCUGGAAACAGCCUUUGAUGAAAUUCAACUGAUUGAGAAUCCUCGACUAACUUUACAAGUUCAGUUCUGUGGUGAGGUAAGUAACUCACAGCGACUUUUUUAGCACAUAAUUAAGCAGUAGACCACGCUUUCUGUGGGUUUACCAGUGUGAUAACCCACACAGGAUGUUGGGAGAAAACGAGAAAAGCUUGUAAAUCACAACCCAAAGGUGAGUGAUUUACAAGCUUUUCGAAAGGAAAAGAGCUGUUCAAACUGGUUAAGCCAUAUUCGAUCUUUCUCUUACAUGUUGAUUUUCAAAAAACUUGAUACUACAAACUCAAAGUUGACCAUCUCUCCUUUUGCCCUUGUAGCUCAUUUUGUUGUUUUUGUUUUGUUUAUUGUGUGCUACUGAUAAAUUAAACAGAAGGCUGUUAUUUUGAUGGAUCCCUGGUUAAAUAAUUGCAUAGUCUACAUUUCUAACAUAAUACUUAGUACCAAAGAUUUCUUUUGCAGUGAUUUCCUUAGAACUGAUAGAGGGUUGGUAUUCUUUUUAGAUUGCAGAGGACCUUGGCGGUCCAAGAAAAGAGUUCUUUGGCCUCAUAUUACAUGAGAUAAAAGAGAAAUAUUUUGAUCAUGGCCUCCGGUGGGACUUUGAGAAAGACUACGAGACUGUGGGACUUAUAAUGGGUAAGUAACAGUUAAUUUGCCUGAUCAUUUGUGAAACAUUUCACAUAAAAAAACUUCUUCUGUUUACCUUACUGGUCUGUUUUUUUUCAAAGAUAGCUUAAGAAGUGGAAAAGAAUUGGUUCUUUUUUCAACUUUAAUAAAUAAACAGCAGUCAACAGAUUUACUAGUCAUUUGUCUCGAGUAAAAAAUGAAGGGGUGUCUAGGAAUAAAGAGUAAAGUGACUUCUGAUCAAUAGCUGCAUUCUCCUUCCAUCCUCUUUAUAUCAUUCUCCUUCUAUUAAUUUAUCACAUAAAUGCUUUAAUAGAAGGCCUUCUUCCAAAUGUAAACCAUUACUAAAUUAAUUUUUCCACUUCCAUUUAUGGAAAGUCACAUGUUAGCUUUUUGAUGGUAAUCUUUUAUGUCACACUUGAUCGCAACAGGAAUGAGCAUCCUUCAAAAUGGAAAAAUUCCAAGAUUUUUGACGGAGGAAGUUCUCCAGGAGACCUUCUCAAGUGCAGCACCAUCCCCUUGUAUUGCUUAUUUGAGGAAAGGACUGUCCCAAUUGGGAAUAUACCAGGUAGAGAAAAAAAAAAUUUAUUUAUUUAGUAUAUGAAAUUACUAAAUUUGUAUACAAAAUACUAAACAAGGGGAAAGAACUUCAGUUACCUUGAGUCAUUAUCUUAUAAAGUAGCUAAAAUGUUUGUGUAUAUCUCAAUUAGUAUGGAUGAAUUCAUGAUUCUUGGUAGAUUAUUACAGAAUUGAGCCAGGAAAAGGUGAUGUUGCUGAGUGUUUUGAAAAUAACUUACUGUUAUCAGGGAUAAAGUGUUAAGUAUAACUUUUACCUACAGGCACUGUGCAAUCAUCUUUGUUUUGUGGCUGGUCAGGGAAAUUUUAGCAGUCAUGGAAACUGGUGAUAAUUUAACCUUUUACAGAUUUUGGUUAUUGUUGUUGUUGGGGAAUUAUUGCUAUGAUUUUCAUUGAUCAGCAACCUAAGACAAAAAAAUGGACUGACCUUACCAUAUUACAAUUUUUCUAUUUUGUAGCUUGGAAGUCGUAUGCCCACAUUUCUUCACCUGUUCCGGCCAAACCCAGUUAGCAUACUCACCUCAAGGAAACUAACAAUGUUGUUGACACCGUCACUUUCUCCAGAGGGAUCAAACAGAAAAAAAUUUGAAACUGAAGUCUAUUCAUUAUUUGUUAAAUAUCUCAGGGAAGCAGCAAGUAAGUCUGACAACUACCCAAACAGCUAUUUCAAGAAAAGCUGUUGGAAAAUAUAUACUUAACACGCAACAAUCCCAAAAGGUAAUAGGAACAUACUGGGUACUUAUACACUGUUCCUGAUCAUGAUGAGACUAACUGUGGAACCUACUUUUGUUGUCCUCCUUUUGCACUCACUCACAGACAUAUAGCCACGGCCUGUUAUCCUGCCAUCCAUUUAAAUUUCUUCAAAAAAACAGCGAUAGACUCAAAACCACCCACAAUACCUUUCAGGGUUGUUGCGUGCACUUUUUUCAACAACCUUUCUCAAAAUAGCUGUAUACCACAUGCAGUCAGUUUAGAGUUACAUUAAUAUUGGCAACCUACACAAUAUUACCAAGAAUGAUUUUUCAGCAAUGGCAGUUCAUACCCAGCUUGUUUCCUCUGGAACACUCUUGUAAUGUUUAUGAGAUUUUGUGAUCUUUUUAGUAACUCAUACAAUGCACAUGAAAAUAUAAGUUACCAGCUACCCAAAACCCAGUUCCUCUAUUUAAAUGGCCAGAUACAUGCUUUUAUACCUUCUGCACGCAACUACCAUUUGUCCCUGAUGGUGGUGUUCUCCUUGGAUGGAACAGUGUACUAAAACGGUUUUCACAUACUUGCCUGAUCUUUGUUCUUUAGCAUUGUUCCAUAAUGCCUACCAGCAACAAUGUGUUGUUCAUUGCAGGUGGGAGAAGAGGAAGAGUGAGCCUUGGUCAUGUGCUGAGGUUCAUAACAGGCACAGAUGAAGAGCCAAUCUUAGGCUUCAAGAUGCAACCUUCAAUAGAGUUUUGUGAGAACUCAAUCUUUUUUCCAACAUCCAACACUUGCAUAAAUAGUUUGAAGCUCGUACGUGGAUCUCUGAUCCCACCUCUCCCCAGUGAAGCAGAGCUUUUUCAGACAUUUGAUGUUGCCUUUGGGUGUGCCUAUUUUGGAAGUGUUUAG
This is a messenger RNA of Porites lobata, 3677 nucleotides long. The record is from the annotation of a GenBank genome assembly. NCBI's taxonomy places the organism in Eukaryota, Metazoa, Cnidaria, Anthozoa, Scleractinia, Poritidae.